Messenger RNA from Didymodactylos carnosus, 2293 nucleotides. The record is from the annotation of a GenBank genome assembly. NCBI's taxonomy places the organism in Eukaryota, Metazoa, Rotifera, Eurotatoria, Philodinida, Philodinidae.
AUAAAAAUAUGGCUUUAAGUGUCCUCUAUAGAUGGUGAAGACCGCAGGCCGCUAAGAUCUUUCGUUAAAAAGUUAUUUGGAAAACGGCAACCGGCACGACCUUUCCGUUUCGAUAGUAGCUCUGCAACCUUGACACCAAGACAUAUAGUCUUCAUCAUCAGUGACCUCUGUUGAUGAAUAUCAAUAUCAACACCGAAACGAACAUGCCUCACGAUUCGGGGUGUUCGGUUCUCGGUUCUGCAGGAGGAACUGGAACCGCGGUUCUGGUUCUGUGAAUAGACGGUUCCUUUUUUUGGAACCGAGACUUUUUAAUCGUGGAUACUACAGUUUUAUUUCGAGAAAGCCACAUUUAGCGUUCAUAAAGUAUACUUAUGCGCAACUUCUUUUACACGAGAUCUUCUAUACCUCGCAAGUUAAUCGUGAUUCAACAAAGAUAGAGAUGUGUUAUUCGAGAAAAUGAGUCAGCUGUUAACUUAAUAAUUUGUCUGAUCUUAAAACUGUUAAAAUCAGACGAUAGAAAAGUACAGAAUUGAAAGAAAAAGAACGAGUGUGACUGGACGAUUAAAUUUAUAUUUCUUUAUGAACUAUAAAACGGAAGGGCGAAACAAUAAUUCCUUCUUUUCUUUCUGCCUUAUCUUUUUGUGUUGCCUUUCUUUCAACAAAACGAAAACACACUAUUGACAAAGUUAUAAAAGGAUUUAUUGGCCUGCCAUCAUUUAAAAGAAUCCUUUCUUUUACUAUAAAAUGAGUUUUAUUUCGUUGAAACUGCCUAAAAAGUUCUUCUUCGGUUCUAAGCUAAGAACCGGAACCGCGGUUCUUUUCGGUUCGGUUCUAACUCGAGAACCGAGAACCGAAAAUCCUUACUCACGAUAUGAUCUUCUUCAUCUUACUGUCUUGCAACAUGUAUAUUGCACGCUCUAUUCGUUCUAGAUCUUCUAUGUUCUACUUGCCUAUCGGUGAUCCUACCAUGACUACAUCAAUAUGUUGGAUGCGAGGGGGGUCUUUCAUCGUCUUCAUACUGUUAUUCCCAUUCUUGAUUCUAUGUAGACCUCUACUAGAUUCUAGUCUUGAUUUGAACGAAGUAGUUUAUCAUGAUGAACCAUCCGCAAUCUUCCUCGGUUCACCUUCCAUUGUUCGUUUGUCAUCAGGUCGUCUGUUAGCGAGUCACGAUUUCUUCGGUCGUGGAUAUGGUUCACAACCCAGAAAUGUGUCAGUAUAUGGCAGUGAUGAUGGUGGUCAAUCGUGGUUAUUUCUUUCAUAUAUACAACACAGUUAUUGGACGACAUUAGCAGUAUACAAUGGUACGAUCUAUGCUAUUGGUACUGACAAUGACAUUAAUGGUAACAUUAUCAUACAUCGCAGUGCUGAUAAUGGUGCAUCAUGGAAUUAUAACAACAGUGAUGAUGGUGUGAUAUUGUUUCAUGGUUCAUUUGCAACAGGUCCCACACCAAUUGUGGUUGCAAAUCAAGUCAUGUAUCGUGCUAUAGAGUAUUUCCCAGCACCGCAUCGUUGGCCGGCUGAUUUUCAAGCUGCCAUCAUCAGUUGCAAUCUGUCAUCAUACAGUAGUGCAGCAGCUGAUCCAGUUAUGUCUCCCAGCAACUGGCGGUUGACUCCUCCAGUAGUAUUCGAUAAGAAAUGGUUACCAUCACCAUAUCCUAAUCUAACAGCGCCUGGCUUCUUAGAAGGCAACGUUGUCAUAUUAUCUGUGCCACCAUCAGCAGGAGUAUCACAACAACAACUGCGUGUAUUGAAUGUGUUACGAUUCAACUCAGAUCCGUUAGCCAAUCUUGCUAUCAUCUUAGAACUAAACCUCACAACUUACACGCUGUCCUUCGUUUCACUGAUCGAACUCCCUGGUGGUCUGAGUAAAUUCAGUAUACGAUAUGAUCCCAUCACUCGCACAUAUCUAACCUUGAGUAAUCCUGUCACAUCACGCACGGAGACCAGCCAACGCAAUAUAUUAAGCUUAUCCUACACUAAUGAUGUAGUGGGAUUGAGUGAAUGGCAUAUCAUCUCUGAUCGUUUGUUAUACGAUGACACUGGUUUGACCGAGAAUGAUAGUCUUCGCUACACAGGCUUUCAAUAUGUUGAUUGGCAAUUCGAUACAUUGUCAUCAUCUGUCGGUAAGGCGAGUUGUAUUGAUUGGAACUGUGAUGGUGGUCCCGAUAUGAUUUAUCUGAUUCGUACGGCGUAUCGUGGUGCGAAUUCUUACCAUAACUCCAAUCGUAUCACAUACAAGACGUUACACAACUAUCGUGCCUUGAUUAAACACCAUCAAACAAUGUCAGCAUAA